AUGACGAUCGUUCUCAUUCUCUUGGGUAUAAUUGCCGAGUUUCCAAUAUUUCAAAAAGAUCCAAUGCGUAAGGUCGCUACUGUUUCUUCGCCAUUUGCAUUUAUGAAUUUGCGUAAUUUGGAAAUGAAUGGCAAAUUGUUGAAAAAUGAGAACUUCAUAUACGAUGUUCAUUAG
Molecule: messenger RNA, 174 nt
Organism: Caenorhabditis briggsae
Lineage: Eukaryota; Metazoa; Nematoda; Chromadorea; Rhabditida; Rhabditidae
Exons: 2
Coding region: 1-174 (57 amino acids)
Source: RefSeq, a predicted model, not a curated record